Molecule: messenger RNA, 1211 nt
Organism: Cicer arietinum (chickpea)
Lineage: Eukaryota; Viridiplantae; Streptophyta; Magnoliopsida; Fabales; Fabaceae
Source: RefSeq, a predicted model, not a curated record
CUUGGCCAUUUAAAAUCAUAUGUUCGUAACAAGGUUGCACCAGAAGGUUGUAUUGUUGAAGGAUACAUUAUGGAAGAAUUCCUUACAUUUUGUUCAACAUAUUUUGAAGACGGUAAUGUUGAAACAAGGUUCAAUAGACCAAGGCGCAAUGAUGAUGACAAUGGGAUUUGUGAUAGCAGCGAAUCCACUAUUUUGUCGAAUUUAUUUCCUACAUCAGGCAAGCCUGUUGGAGCUUCCAAGAUUUUCUCGAUUCCACAAUUGGAGAUGAUCCAAGUUCAUCGCUAUGUAUUAGCUAAUUGUGAAUUGGUUGAUGCAUUUCGGGAAAAGUGUAAGAUAGAAGUUGCUAGAAUGCAUCGUGGCAAAAGAAAUGCCUCAAGAGUUGUGGAAGAAUAUGUUCACAAAAAUUUUCACAAAUGGUUCAACGAAUAUGUUGCAAGAAACGAUGAUCCAAAUAUUACAACUGAAAUUGAAUGGCUUGCUAAAGGACCAAAUAACAUUGCAAGGAGAUUUGAUGGGUAUAACAUUCAUGGAUUUAAGUUUCGAACAAUGAGCAAGGAGCAAGGAUUAAGAACCCAAAAUAGUGGUGUUGUUAUGUCUGCUAUUACUCGGAGGUUUUCAAUUAGAGGAGAACCUAUUGAAAACUCAAGUAAUGACAUAUAUUAUGGAAAAUUAGUAGACAUUAUAGAACUUGAUUACUUUGGUUAGUUAAGGGUUGUGCUAUUCAAAUGUAUUUGGGUAGACACUAAACCUAACAAGGGAGUUAAGAUAGAUAAAUUUGGCAUAACAACUGUAAACUUUUCUCAUUUGAUUCACACCGGUGUGAGUGAAGUGGAUGAACCAUUCAUCCUUGCAAGUGAUGCUAGAAUGAUAUUUUAUGUUGAUGAUCCGGUUGAUCAAGGAUGGUCUUGUGUUUGUCAUAUGAAGCCUAGAGAUAUAUAUGAUAUGGGAGAAGUGAACCUUAUGGAAUCACAAGAGCCAAUAAUGGAAGACAUACCUUUUUGUGAGCAACAUGUUGGGAAUAUUGAAGAACUACAAUUAGUGCGAGACGAUGUCAAUGAACAAGAAAAUGAUAAAAUAAAUGUUGAAGAAGAUCGUAAUAGUUGUAGUGAUAGAGACGAUUGAAUAAUUUUAUAGAGUAUUUUAAUAUUUUAAGUUAUGAACGUUGUAAUUUUGUCACAUUUCUUUUGCUUUUAAAUAGUAUUCUAUAUAAG